Molecule: messenger RNA, 1405 nt
Organism: Silurus meridionalis
Lineage: Eukaryota; Metazoa; Chordata; Actinopteri; Siluriformes; Siluridae
Product: keratin, type I cytoskeletal 19-like
Exons: 8
Coding region: 106-1365 (419 amino acids)
Molecular function (GO): structural molecule activity
Source: RefSeq, a predicted model, not a curated record
CGAGUUAGAUGGAACAGAUCACUCCAGGAGAAUCCAGUUCAGGGUAGCUUCAUCCUCUCUGCCAUUCCUUCUUCAGCUCGACUCUAAAGCCGUCCAUCAGUAAUCAUGAGUUCAUACCAGCGUACUGUCUAUUCCAGCGGCCCUGUAGGCUUCACCGGAAGUUCUAUGGUCUCCCAGCGCCGCAUGGGCAUGCUCUCCUCAGCACCUAAAUCCUUUAGUGUCCACGGAGGUAGCGGUGGUAGUACACGGAUCUCCUCAGCAAUCUCAAGGAAUGUGUCUUCUGGUUAUGGUGGAGGCCUGGGGUUCUCUGGAGAUGGUGGCUUCAACCUGGCUUCUGCUCUGGACAUUGACACCAACGUUCAAAUGAAUGAGAAGGCCACAAUGCAGAACCUGAAUGAUCGUCUGGCCUCCUACCUGGACAAGGUCCGCUCCCUGGAAGCCGCCAAUGCUAAGCUGGAGCAUAAAAUCCGUGAGUACUAUGAGCAGAAAGGACCAGUUGCUGGAAAAGAUUAUAGCGCCUACUGGGCCACCAUCAAUGACUUGAAGGAUAAGAUCAAGAAUGCCACCAUCAACAAUGCUAACAUCCUACUGCAAAUUGACAAUUCCAAACUGGCUGCAGAUGACUUCAAAACAAAAUUCGAGCACGAGAUGAUCAUGCGGCAGUCCGUGGAAGCUGACAUUGCUAACUUGCGCCGUCUGCUUGACCAGACCACCCUGACCAAGGCUGACCUGGAGAUGCAGAUCGAAGGUCUGCAGGAUGAGUUGGCCUACCUGAAGAAGAACCAUCAGGAGGAACUGGAAGCUAUGAGAUCUCAGCUCUCUGGAAACGUGAACGUGGAGGUCGACGCUGCGCCUCAGCAGGAUCUGAACAAGGUCUUGGAUGAGAUCCGUUCUCAAUACGAAUCUAUCACAGAUAAGCACCGCAGAGAACAAGAGACUUGGUUCAAUGACAAGUCGGCAGCGAUAAACAAGGAGGUUGCCAUCAACACUGAGACCAUUCAAACCUCCAAGACAGAGCUCACAGACUUGAGAAGAACCCUGCAAGGAUUGGAAAUUGAACUACAGUCGCAACUAAGCAUGAAAGGAGCCCUGGAGAACACUGUAGCCGAGACAGAAGCUCGCUACAGCGCUAUGCUAGCAGGCUUCCAGAACCAGAUUAACAUGCUAGAGGGAGAGUUGGCACAGGUGCGUGGUAGCAUCGAGCAGCAGGGCCAGGAAUACAGAAUGUUGCUGGACAUCAAGAGUCGUUUAGAGCAGGAGAUCGCCGUCUACAGAAGCCUCCUGGAGAAGGAAGAGUCCAGGACUCCUGGCACAGGUGGGUCCAGCACGGUCACUACCACCACCACCGUGCGCUCAGUCAGCUAAGCAAAGCACUGCAUUCUGGAGAAACACACACACACACACA